Molecule: messenger RNA, 1674 nt
Organism: Pteronotus mesoamericanus
Lineage: Eukaryota; Metazoa; Chordata; Mammalia; Chiroptera; Mormoopidae
Gene: SVOPL
Product: SVOP like
Biological process (GO): transmembrane transport
Cellular component (GO): membrane
Molecular function (GO): transmembrane transporter activity
Source: RefSeq, a predicted model, not a curated record
AUGAUCUGGGGAAAGGCAGGAGGACGAGGGGAAGGGGGGGUGAAAAGGGCUUCCUCAGAAGUGCCCCCCACCUCCAACAACCUCCGCCUGCAUCUCAGUGGCCACCCCAUCAACCAGUUAUAUUUCUCUCCUCCUUCCCUCUCCUGCUUCCACCAGGGGAGUCGUGUGAGAAAUUUGAACCAUUUAAAGAUGGUAACCAAGCAAGUGGAGCCGGUCACCAUCAUUAGCCUUCGGAAGCUGAGCCUGGGAGCCCCAGAGCCACAGCCGAAAGAGCCAAAGACGUUCACUGUGGAAGAUGCCGUGGAGACCAUCGGAUUCGGACGUUUCCACAUCGCUCUGUUUCUGAUCAUGGGAAGCACGGGGAUUGCAGAGGCCAUGGAGAUCAUGUUAAUAGCAGUUGUGUCUCCUGUCAUCCGCUGUGAAUGGCAGCUGGAAGACUGGCAGGUGGCAUUAGUGACCACAAUGGUGUUUUUUGGCUACAUGGUCUUCAGCAUCCUCUUCGGCCUCCUGGCUGACAGAUAUGGCCGCUGGAAGAUUUUGCUCAUCUCGUUCCUGUGGGGAGCCUACUUCUCCUUGCUGACCUCUUUCUCUCCCUCGUACAUCUGGUUUGUCUUCCUGCGGAUGAUGGUGGGCUGUGGUGUCUCUGGCCAUGCACAAGGGCUAAUCAUAAAGACUGAGUUUUUGCCUACAAAAUAUCGAGGCUACAUGCUCCCCUUGUCUCAGGUGUUCUGGCUCGCCGGCUCCCUGCUCAUCAUCGGCCUGGCCUCUGUGGUCAUCCCCACCAUCGGGUGGCGCUGGCUCAUCCGCAUCGCCUCCAUUCCUGGCAUCAUCCUCAUCUUGGCCUUCAAGUUUAUUCCUGAGUCUGCUCGGUUCAAUGUCUCCACUGGGAACACUCAGGCCGCCCUGGCCACCCUGGAGCGCAUCGCCAAGAUGAACCGCUCGGUCAUGCCGGAGGGGAAGCUGGUGGAGCCCGUCCUGGAAAAAAGGGGAAGAUUUGCCGACCUCUUGGAUGCUAAAUAUUUACGGACCACACUACAGAUCUGGGUCAUAUGGCUGGGCAUCUCUUUCGCCUACUAUGGGGUCAUCUUGGCCAGCGCUGAGCUGCUGGAGCGGGACCUGGUCUGUGGUUCGCGGUCCGGGUCCGAGUCCGAGGCCGCGGUGGUGUUGAGUGCGGGGGUCUCAGAGGAGAGCGGGAGCCCCUGCCACUGCCACAUGUUUGCCCCCUCCGACUACCGGACCAUGAUCAUCAGCACCGUUGGGGAAAUUGCUUUGAAUCCUCUAAACAUUCUGGGCAUUAAUUUCCUGGGCAGGCGGCUGAGCCUUUCUAUCACCAUGGGCUGCACGGCUUUGUUCUUCCUUCUCCUCAAUAUUUGCACUUCAAGUGCCGGCCUCAUCGGCUUCCUCUUCAUGCUGAGGGCUUUGGUGGCAGCCAACUUCAACACCAUCUACAUCUACACUGCUGAGGUUUACCCCACCGCCAUUCGAGCUUUGGGGAUGGGGACCAGCGGCUCCCUGUGUCGCAUUGGAGCAAUGGUGGCACCGUUUAUAUCCCAGGUAUACCCGGGAGUCUCUGCAGGGAGGGUGUGUCGAAGGGAGGUGGGUGAAAGCGACCCUGGGUCCCUUCUGGUUAAGGGUGUAACCCAGGAUUUCUGUUUAUGUAGGGAGUUUUCUUGA